GCGCGCGCCCCCCGGCGGCGGGAGGCGGCGGUGCGGGCGGUGCCGGCGGCGCUCGGUCCGCGGAGCCGCGAUGAGCCCGGGCGGGACCCGCACCCGCACCCGCACCGGGACCCGCGCCCCGCACCGGCACCGCUGCUCCGGCAUGGGGCUGCGCCCGCACUAGGAGCCGAGUCCCCCCGGGGCGCCAUCCGCCACCUCCCCUCCCCCUCCCGAGGAGGAUGGCGGCGGCGGCCGCCCCGACCCAGCUGGAAGCCGAGCUCUACUACCUGAUCGCACGGUUCCUGCAGUCCGGACCCUGCAAGAAAUCCGCCCAGGUACUGGUGGAGGAGCUGGAGGAGCACCAGCUGAUUCCGCGGCGCCUGGACUGGCAGGGCAAGGAGCACCGCCGGAGCUUCGAGGACCUGGUGGCUGUCAAUGCACACAUUCCUCCGGAUUAUCUUCUUAGGAUCUGUGAGAGACUUGGACCCCUCUUAGACAAGGAAAUCCCCCAGAGUGUCCUGGGGGUGCAGACUUUGCUGGGUGUCGGGCGCCAGUCUCUCCUGAGGGCAGCAAAAGACUUCAGACACACACUAUGGAAAGGAUCUGCAUUUGCAGCUCUGCACAGGGGCCGACCCCCCGAACUCCCAGUGAACUACGGGAAGCCACCAAACGUGGUUCAUAUCCUUUCUGCCAGGCAAUUAACUGGAUGUGGCCGUUUCAGCCACUUGUUCCCAACAUCCACCUACCAACAUAUGAAGAUGCACAAGAGGAUUUUGGGGCACCUCUCCUCUGUUUAUUGCAUAGCCUUUGAUCGUAGUGGGAGGAGAAUUUUUACAGGGUCAGAUGACUGUUUGGUGAAGAUCUGGGCCACGGAUGACGGGCGCCUGCUGUCCACCCUGCGGGGCCACUCGGCCGAGAUCUCGGACAUGGCCGUCAACUACGAGAACACGCUGCUGGCGGCGGGCAGCUGUGACAAGGUGGUCAGGGUGUGGUGCCUCCGGACCUGUGCCCCCCUGGCAGUCCUGCAGGGCCACUCAGCUUCCAUCACUUCCAUACAGUUCUCUCCAGCAAGGAAAGGAACAACUCGAUACCUCACUUCCACUGGUGCCGACGGAACAAUCUGUUUCUGGCAGUGGCAUGCGAACACCAUGAAAUUCAAGGAUCGUCCUGUGAAGUUUGCAGAGAGGUCCAGGCCUGGUGUUCAGAUCUCCUGUUCAUCUUUCAGUUCUGGUGGCAUGUUCAUUGCAACAGGGAGUACUGACCAUGUGAUAAGAAUUUAUUAUUUGGGCUCAGAAUCCCCAGAGAAGAUGGCUGAGCUGGAAUCUCACACGGACAAAGUGGUUGCAGUGCAGUUCUGUAACAACGGUGACAGCUUAAGGUUUGUCAGUGGAAGCAGGGAUGGAACAGCAAGAAUCUGGCACUACCAUCAGCAUGACUGGAAGAGUCUGGUCCUGGAUAUGGCUACAAAAAUGACAGGAAACAACGUGGCAUCUGGAGAGGACAAGGUCACCAAGCUGAAGGUUACCAUGGUGGCUUGGGAUCGAUACGAUGCCACCGUCAUCACUGCAGUCAACAAUUUCCUCCUCAAAGUGUGGAACUCAUCCACAGGGCAGCUUCUCCAUAGCUUAUCUGGUCACGAUGAUGAAGUUUUUGUUCUGGAGGCUCAUCCCUUUGACCAAAGGAUUGUGCUUUCGGCAGGACACGAUGGGAAUAUUUUUGUUUGGGAUAUAGACAAAGGAACAAAAAUUCGCAAUUACUUUAACAUGAUUGAGGGCCAAGGCCAUGGAGCUGUUUUUGAUUGCAAGUUCUCACCAGAUGGGCAGCAUUUUGCCUGCACAGACUCCCAUGGACAUCUGCUACUAUUUGGUUUUGGAUGCAAUAAAUAUUAUGAAAAGAUUCCUGAUCAGAUGUUCUUCCACACGGAUUACCGGCCCCUGAUCCGAGAUGCCAAUAAUUAUGUGCUGGAUGAACAGACUCAACAGGCUCCACACCUUAUGCCUCCUCCAUUCCUGGUGGAUGUUGAUGGAAAUCCUCAUCCCACGAGAUUCCAGAGACUGGUGCCAGGGAGGGAAAAUUGCAAGGAUGAACAACUUAUUCCUCAGUUGGGAUAUGUGGCUAAUGGUGAUGGUGAGGUGGUCGAACAAGUCAUCGGGCAGCAAACCAACGACCAGGAUGAGAGUAUCCUUGAUGGAAUGAUCAGAGAGCUCCAGAGGGAACAAGAUCUGAGACUAAUUAAUGAAGGAGAAACUCUUCCAAACCCUCCACUCAACAGAUCCCACUCUGUUAAUGGAGCUCUUCGUAGCCCAGGCUUGGACGUGGCCUCCCCACCCAACGUGGGGCUGCGGCGGAGCGGGCAGAUCGAGGGCGUGCGGCAGAUGCACCACAACGCGCCCCGCAGCCAGAUGGCCACCGAGAGGGACCUCAUGGCCUGGAGCAGGAGGGUGGUGGUCAACGAGCUCCCUCCAGGCAUCAGCAAGGUCCAGGAAGAAUGCCGAGCUGCCAAAGGUGAAAUAGAAAUCAGUUUAUACACUGCUGACAAGAAGAGAAAGCCAUCCCACACUUUACAGCGGAGCGAAUUCCAGGCGGGAGGCAGCCGCUCCCUGCGCAGGAACCAGCGGAAGCGGCAGCACGCGUACCAGACCCGCUCCGCCAUCGAGCACAGCCAGCAGGGAGCCAGCCAGAACCCCUGUGCCCGCCACGAGUCCGACAGCUCCUCUGAGGAAGAUGAGACUGUUGGCACGAGUGAUGCAUCCAUGGAUGAUCCUGUGGCAGCCUGGCAGAGUGAAAGCAGUUCCAGUGAUUCAUCAAGUGAAUAUUCAGACUGGACAGCAGAUGCUGGGAUUAAUCUGCAGCCUCCAAAGAGACAAACCAGGCAGGCAGCUCGGAAAAUCUGUAGUAGUUCUGAAGAUGAAAAUAUGAAGGGAACAAAAGGGCUGGAGCCAAAGCGAAGGAAACUCAAACAGCCAAGGAAAAAGAAAGCCAGUGGGCUGCUGUCCCUGGAAGGGGAGCCCAGUGAGGAGUGGCUGGCCCCACAGUGGAUCCUGGACACCAUUCCCCGGCGCUCGCCCUUCGUGCCCCAGAUGGGAGAUGAGAUCAUCUACUUUAGACAAGGCCAUGAAGCUUAUGUGAGGGCAGUGAGGAAGGCCAAAAUUUACAGUAUUAACAUGCAAAAACAACCAUGGAACAAAAUGGAACUCAGGGAACAAGAAUUUGUGAAGACUGUAGGAAUUAAAUAUGAAGUUGGGCCUCCCACACUUUGCUGCUUGAAGCUUGCAUUCCUGGAUCCAAUCACAGGCAAAAUGACAGGAGAAUCCUUUUCCAUAAAGUACCACGAUAUGCCAGAUGUUAUUGAUUUCCUUGUGCUGCAUCAGUUUUAUAAUGAAGCCAAAGAAAGGAACUGGCAAAUAGGGGAUAGAUUUCGCAGUAUCAUUGAUGAUGCCUGGUGGUUUGGGACUGUGGAGAGUCAGCAGCCUUUCCAGGCAGAAUAUCCUGAUAGUUCCUUCCAGUGCUACAGUGUCCACUGGGACAACAAUGAAAGAGAAAGGAUGAGUCCAUGGGACAUGGAACCGAUCCCAGAAGGAACUGCGUAUCCAGAGGAGGUCGGUGCUGGAGUUCCUGUGACCCCAGAGGAGCUGACAGCUCUUCUCUACAAACCCCAAGAAGGAGAAUGGGGGGCCCAUUCCAGAGAUGAAGAAUGUGAACGAGUAAUCCGGGGGAUCGAGCAGCUUCUUUCCCUUGACAUUUCUAAUCCCUUUGCUGUCCCAGUGGACCUUAGUGCCUAUCCCAUGUAUUGCACUGUUGUUGCUUAUCCAACUGACCUCACCACCAUCAGGAGGAGGCUAGAAAACAGGUUUUAUAGGAGAAUCUCUGCUCUGAUGUGGGAGGUAAGAUACAUUGAACACAAUGCCAGGACAUUCAACGAGCCAGACAGCCCCAUAGUCAAAGCAGCCAAAAUUGUGACAGAUGUCCUGCUCCGCUUCAUUGGAGAUCAGAGCUGUACUGAUAUAUUAGAAAUCUACAACAAGGUGAAAGCAGAAGACCUGAGCAGUACUGAUGAGGAUGAGGAGGUGGCAGAAGUAGAUGUGGAUUCAGACGCUCCAGGCACUUCCUCUGGGAAAAGACGAGUGAGACGAAGAGUGAAGAGGCAGCCCAUGAAAGCCAGUGCUGAUGCUUGGAAGGAGCAGUGCCAGCAGCUCUUAAACCUGAUUUAUGAACGAGAGGACUCAGAGCCUUUCAGGCAGCCUGUUGAUCUCUUCUCUUACCCUGAUUAUCGAGAUAUUGUAGACACUCCCAUGGACUUCAGCACUGUGAAAGAAACCUUGGAAGCAGGAAACUACACCAGUCCCUUGGAAUUCUACAAAGAUAUUCGUUUAAUAUUCUGCAACUCUAAAGCUUACACUCCUAAUAAAAAGUCUCGUAUUUACAGCAUGACCCUUCGACUCUCUGCCUUAUUUGAGAAUCACAUGAAAAACAUCAUCUCUGAGUACAAGUCAGCAAUGCAAUGUCAGAAAAGGAAAAGGCCUCGGUACCGAAAACGGCUGAGGAGCAGCAGCAGCUCCCCCUCAACCAGCAGAGCAUCCAGCCCAAAAGGGAAACAGAAGCAAAUGAAGAUUCAACCCAAACCCAACCAAAAUACCUCACUGCCCCUGACCAGGACUAACUCUUCAGUCUCAUCUCAUGUUUCAGAUACAGCAGAAGAACCUCUGGGUUCAGCCACUGGUGAAGAGCUGGAGGGUCAACCAUCUUCAUCAGGCUCAAAUGCACAGAGCCGGAGUGGAAAUGCUGUAGAUCCAGGGAAAAGCAGACCAGUCAGGAACAAAUGUACACCAGUGAAACAAGGUGAGAAAUACGAUCCUGUGCUUUCACUGACUGGUUUUACUAGAGAUGAAAAAUCUUGCUUCUGUCUGAUGUUUAUGAAGUUACUGCCUCAGUGUAGCUUUAUAUAUAUUCCUAAACCAUACCAAAAAAUUGAAUUUACUUCACUCCUUUACUCGGUGGGGUCCUGUCUGAGGUGUGGAAUGCAGAUGAUUCCAUGUGCAUUUCAGUGAAGUUGUUUAAAAUCUCUCCAGAUGGAAAACUUGAUUCCUCUUAGACUCCUACAGUUCCUUCAGGAGUUACAGAAAGCAAACAAACCAAGAGAAUCCCUACCCCCAAACCUUGGUCUUUUAUUAAUCAAGCUGAAAUCAAAGAUGAAAAAGUUUACAAAAACAUUGAAAUACUUUUCUCACAUGCAAAACAAAGUAGUUGUGAUUAGAAGGGAAACAGUUCAGGUGUGGUAAUCUCAGGGAUGUUACUCAGUUUCCACCAAGGUGGGCAGUACACAGGCAUUUCCUGAACCCUGGAUCCUUUCCCAAGUCCACAUUCCUGUGCUGUAGCAGUGCUGGAUGCUGCAGGUGAGCUUUUCCUGUCCUGUCUUAAAGAAAAUAUAUAAUCUUCAUUGUCAGAUUCAUAACCCUGAAAACAUGGAGGAUUUUGGGUCCCAAGCCAGCAAGACACUGGGUUUAAUUUUCAUUAAAGGGGUUCAGCAGUUCCAGUGAGCUUUCUUGGGUCACUGACUCUCU
This is a messenger RNA of Cinclus cinclus, 5540 nucleotides long. RefSeq names its product bromodomain and WD repeat domain containing 3 (gene BRWD3). Gene Ontology annotation, cellular component: nucleus. The record is from RefSeq and is a predicted model, not a curated record. Lineage: Eukaryota; Metazoa; Chordata; Aves; Passeriformes; Cinclidae. Gene Ontology annotation, molecular function: protein binding. Gene Ontology annotation, biological process: regulation of cell shape; regulation of transcription by RNA polymerase II; cytoskeleton organization. The transcript has 39 exons. The coding region runs from base 219 to 5027 and encodes 1602 amino acids.